CUUCUCGUUCUCUGUUUCACUGAUCUCCAAUCUCUCAAUCUCCUCCUUGCUUCCUCUUUUCUCUCUUCCCCACUCUUCAAUUUCCAUUCUCCCCAUAUCAUUCACAUUGCUGAUUUCCUCACCAACACACGCGCAGCCACCCUUGCUGCUUCCGAUCUGUAGCUUCUACGCCACUACAGGGAAGAGGAGAUGAAGGUGAUUGACAAGAUCACGGAAGCCACCGCCGGUGAUGGCGGCAGAGUUGUGUUCUCGUUUGAGUACUUCCCGCCCAAGACGGAGGACGGUGUUGAUAACCUCUUCGAGAGGAUGGACCGGAUGGUGGCUCAUAAUCCUUCCUUCUGUGACAUUACUUGGGGCGCCGGUGGCUCCACCGCCGAUCUCACUCUCGACAUUGCUAACAAGAUGCAGAACAUGAUCUGUGUCGAGACCAUGAUGCAUCUUACCUGCACCAAUAUGCCUGUUGAGAAGAUCGACCAUGCUCUUCAGACUAUUAAGUCUAAUGGCCUUCAGAAUGUCCUCGCGCUUCGCGGUGAUCCUCCUCAUGGACAGGAUAAAUUCGUCCAGAUCGAAGGCGGCUUCGCCUGUGCUCUCGAUCUUGUUAAACACAUCAGGGAGAAGUAUGGUGACUACUUCGGCAUUACUGUAGCUGGAUAUCCAGAGGCACAUCCGGACGUGAUUGGAAGCAAUGGCGUGGCGACGACUGAAGGCUACCAGAGCGAUCUGGCUUAUCUUAAGAAAAAGUUUGAUGCCGGGGCUGAUCUGAUUGUUACCCAACUCUUCUAUGACACUGACAUUUUCCUCAAGUUUGUUAACGAUUGUCGUCAAAUUGGAAUUACUUGUCCGAUUGUACCUGGUAUUAUGCCCAUCAAUAAUUACAAAGGUUUCUUACGCAUGACCAGCUUUUGCAAAACGAAGAUUCCGGAUGAGGUCAUGGCUGCCUUAGAGCCAAUCAAGGAUAACGAAGAAGCUGUCAAAGCUUAUGGAAUUCACCUUGGAACUGAAAUGUGCAAGAAGAUUUUGGCUCAUGGAAUCAAGACUCUUCACAUGUAUACACUGAAUAUGGAGAAAUCGGCAUUGGCUAUACUAAUGAAUCUUGGUCUGAUUGAAGAGAGCAAAGUCUCAAGAUCAUUACCUUGGAGGCGUCCUACAAAUGUUUUCCGUAUCAGGGAAGAUGUUCGCCCAAUCUUCUGGGCUAAUCGUCCUAGAAGCUACAUAUCAAGGACCAUAGGUUGGGACCAGUACCCUCAUGGUAGAUGGAGUGAUUCUAGUAAUCCUUCAUAUGGGGCACUAACUGACUAUCAGUUUAUGCGGCCACGUGCACGUGACAAGAAGCUUCUUGAGGAAUGGGCUCUCCCAUUGAAAAGCAUAGAGGAUGUUUAUGAGAAAUUUAUGAAGUACUGCCUUGGAAAGUUGAGAAGCAGUCCGUGGUCUGAAUUAGACGGUCUUCAGGCUGAGACAAGAAUAAUAAGCGAACAGCUUGGUAAAAUUAACAUGAAAGGUUUCCUUUCAAUCAACAGCCAACCAGCGGUUAAUGGAGAAAGAUCUGAUUCUCCUUCUGUUGGAUGGGGUGGAUCAGGAGGUUACGUUUAUCAAAAGGCAUACAUCGAGUUUUUCUGUUCCAGGGAAAACUUGGAUGCUGUUGUUGACAAAUGCAGGGGCCUUCCAUCUCUAACCUACAUGGCAGUGAAUAAGGAAGGCAUUUGGGUAUCCAACAUCACUCAAAAUGAUGUGAAUGCUGUAACAUGGGGAGUUUUCCCAGCCAAAGAGAUCGUCCAGCCAACUGUCGUCGAUCCUGCCAGCUUUCUAGUUUGGAAAGAUGAGGCAUUUGAGAUUUGGUCGAGGGGAUGGGCUUCCUUGUACCCCGAGGGCGACCUGUCCCGAAAAUUUCUCGAAGAGAUACAGAGCAGCUAUUACUUGGUGAGCUUGGUGGAUAACGAUUACGUCAAUUCUAACCUCUUUGCUGCUUUGGAGGGAUUCUGAGGUUGAGCUGCUAUUCCUUUCCAUGAUUCUAGUUUUACUUCCAUCUUUCGAUCUCUCAUUCAAACCUUGCCUAAGGUUAAUGCAAGAAGAAUUUUCUUUUUCUGUUUGCUUGAGUUUAAUAAUAUGAUUCCCAAUAAGGGCUGUCCAUUUAUUAAAAACAUUGGGAUUUUAAAACUUCCCGAGGUUGAAGGGUAAUGUGUCAUUCAUUUGUGACUAAAAACAUUAGAUUAAAAUAUUUCUUAAGGUAGCCAUAGCCAUGGGCAUGGGAUACUAUAUUAUAUGGUUUGUAAAAUUUUCAAUUUUUAACGUGUUUAUCAUUGGAAAUUUA
Cucurbita maxima (winter squash) is the source of this 2308-nucleotide messenger RNA. Its product is annotated as probable methylenetetrahydrofolate reductase. Gene Ontology annotation, molecular function: FAD binding; methylenetetrahydrofolate reductase [NAD(P)H] activity. The transcript has 11 exons. The coding region runs from base 190 to 1980 and encodes 596 amino acids. Gene Ontology annotation, cellular component: cytosol. NCBI's taxonomy places the organism in Eukaryota, Viridiplantae, Streptophyta, Magnoliopsida, Cucurbitales, Cucurbitaceae. Gene Ontology annotation, biological process: tetrahydrofolate interconversion. The record is from RefSeq and is a predicted model, not a curated record.